This is a messenger RNA of Erythranthe guttata (spotted monkey flower), 965 nucleotides long. NCBI's taxonomy places the organism in Eukaryota, Viridiplantae, Streptophyta, Magnoliopsida, Lamiales, Phrymaceae. The record is from RefSeq and is a predicted model, not a curated record.
ACCAAUGACACGCCGCCGACCAAAACGUGUGCCAACAAAAUCACCUCCUAUUAAUUAAACAUAUAUCAAUCAUCAACACCACAAAAACACAUAUACAUACAUAGUGAAUGAAUGCCAAUUACAUAGAGAUCACCGGAGGAGGGACCUAUUUUGAAGGUCAAAAAAGUGAAAAUUCAAAUAAAUAAAUAAAUAAAAGUAUGCAGCAGAUAUGCAGAAGAAAAUCAUUUCACUUUAACAUUAAGAAAAGAAUCCUCUGGCGAAUCUCCGUCUUACGCCGCUAUUUACGCUCAAUUUGGUCCAGAUUUGUUGCCUGUUGGAUCGCCAAAUCUUCCGUUAGGUAUCGCCACUUUCCACCGCCAUCCUCCUCCGCCGCCUCCCCCUUUUCUCCUCCGGUUAUAGAUAAUGGCUUCUCCUCCUCCUCCGCCGUCAACGUGCUGCCUCUGCCGCGUAAGGACUCGUCGGAUUUAGUUUCUCUCAAAAUCAGUCUCUUCGGCGAUUCUCACAUUGGGAAAACCAGUUUUUUGACACAGUAUGCAGGGAGAGAGAAAGGGGAAGAAGAAUUAGGAGUGACAGGAAUAAGCCACGUGGACAAGACAUUGUAUAUUAAGGGUGCUAGGAUUACUUACAGCAUUUGGGAAGUCAGAGGUGAUCAUUCUUCACUUGAUCAUAUUCCAGCUGCCUGCAAAGAUUCAGUGGCUAUGUUAUUUAUGUUUGAUCUUUCGAGUCGACGCACCUUGAAUAGUGUGAUCAGAUGGUAUCAGGAAGCAAGAAAAUGUAACCAGACGGCAAUUCCAGUAUUAAUUGGAACUAAGUUUGAUGAUUUCAUCCAAUUACCAAUUGAUAUGCAAUGGACCAUCUUUGUUAAACGUUUGGAAAAUCGCUUGGCCCAUACCAUUGCUACUCGAUAUGAGGUGCAUUGGUCUGCUUGGCCUAAAUGGCGUUCUAUAUCUAUAUCUUCGCAAUGA